Molecule: messenger RNA, 660 nt
Organism: Kwoniella botswanensis
Lineage: Eukaryota; Fungi; Basidiomycota; Tremellomycetes; Tremellales; Cryptococcaceae
Exons: 1
Coding region: 1-660 (219 amino acids)
Source: RefSeq, a predicted model, not a curated record
AUGACCAGCUCCGAAUCUGCUACUGUUAAUUUCAACUCAUCGACUGAAGGUAGUGGGCAAACACACAAACGUCGUACUCGACUAAGAAACAUACACAAACAAGCUCGCCAAGAGUUCAAGCAGUCUUCGCGUCUUGAGCUUACAAGCUCGGUAGCAGAAGAAGGUUACAAGAAUAUCAUUGCUUCGAUCAGCUCUCUGAGGUUUCAUAAAAGGCUCACACUUGAAUUGGGUAAAGAGAGACGAGCGCUUUUCCAAAGACUAGCUGAAUUGGAGGGUUGGACUAUCCGAUCCACCAAAAGAAGCUAUUUCGAGGUCAGAAAAGAUGAUGGUUUCUUGCGUCCUGAGAGAUCGGCCAAGAAUUCUGAGCUGUUUGAUAGUUGGAUGAAGAGUACAGGUAAUAGUAGGAGACAGACUUGGACCAAGUCCGAUUGGGCCUAUCAGAAUGGAAAGAUCACUGAAGAAUGCAAUAAAUCCAAAAGGACUAACGCUAUCUUGCGGGACGAUAUUAGAAGUCUCAAAAGUAUCAUAUCCCAAUAUCAUCCAUAUGCAGUCACGAAUGACAUCGAAAGCACUUUCGAUACCCCGAGCUUGACGCCAGAUAUACCCUUUCCUGGCACUUCUGAUGGACAAACAAGAUACAGAUUGAGGAUGCAUUGGUAA